Messenger RNA from Chlamydomonas reinhardtii, 1755 nucleotides. RefSeq lists its product as uncharacterized. Lineage: Eukaryota; Viridiplantae; Chlorophyta; Chlorophyceae; Chlamydomonadales; Chlamydomonadaceae. The transcript is spliced from 10 exons. Gene Ontology annotation, cellular component: U4/U6 x U5 tri-snRNP complex. Gene Ontology annotation, biological process: mRNA splicing, via spliceosome. Bases 55 to 1311 code for a protein of 418 amino acids. The record is from RefSeq and is a predicted model, not a curated record. Gene Ontology annotation, molecular function: U6 snRNA binding; protein binding; U4 snRNA binding.
GAGGGAGGGAGGGGGAGCCGUUCAUGUCACGAAUGGAGUGAUUCAAUCACAAGUAUGAAGGCCGACGGGGGGGCCCGCGUGGGGGGGGGCAGUUGGUUCCGGACCCCAGUAAAGCCAACGUGUGCUCACGAGAAGUUCUACACGGAGGGACCUGAGGAGCUGCGGACAGCGCGCAUGGCCAUUGCCAGGUACUCGCUGCUGCGGGCCAAGGCGCGGCUGCAGGGAGCCAAGCGGCGGAGAGAGGACCCGCGGGAGCUGGAGGCUGUGAGCUGCCUGUACCGCUCCAGUGUGAGCUCCGCCCGGGCCGUGGUGCAGCAGUGCUCGGAGCUGGGUGACAGCCGCCCCAUCAGCCACUGCGCCUUCUCGCCGGACGGCGCCAGCCUGGCCGCUUGCGGCUGGGGCGGCUCGCUGUCGGUGUGGUCGGUGCCGGCCGUCACCAAGCGCUGGGCGGCGCCGCUGCCCAAGGACACGCCGCGCUUCACGGGCGUGGCCUGGCAUCCCGCGGCCUCGGGGCUGGGCGCAGCGGCGGCGGCGGGCGACAUGCAGGCGGAGGGGCCGGGCGGGGGAGCAGGAGGAGCUGGAGGGGGUGGGGGAGGUGUGGUGCAGCUGGCCACGGGCGCCUCGGACGGCGUGUGUCGCCUGUACAGCGGGAGCGGCGAGGUGGUGCGAACGCUGGAGGGGCACACAGACCGACUGGCGCGAGUGGCAUUCCACCCCAUGGGCGGACACGUGGCCACCGCCAGCUUCGACGGCACGUGGCGGCUGUGGGACGCCGCCACCGGCGCCUGUCUGCUGGAGCAGGAGGGCCACAGCCGCGCAGUGUACGGACUGGCCUUCCAGCCGGACGGCAGCCUGGCGGGCAGCGCGGGGCUGGACGCGUACGGCCGCAUCUGGGACUGCCGCACAGGCCGCUGCGUGCUGACGCUGGAGGGGCACGUCAAGGCAGUGCUGGCCAUUGACUUCGCGCCGGACGGAUACCACCUGGCCACGGGCAGCGAGGACCACUCGGCAAAGAUCUGGGACCUGCGCAAGCGCGGCUGCGUGUACACCCUGCCCGCCCACAACUCGCUGUUGUCGUGUGUGCGCUACGAGCGAUCCGGAGGCCACGUGCUGCUCACAGCCGGAUACGACUGCGUGGCCAAGCUGUGGAGCUGCCGCGACCACAAGUUGCUCAAGCUGCUGGCGGGGCACGAGGGCAAGGUCAUGGGCGCGGACAUCAGCCCCGACGGCAGCCACACAGUCGCCACUGUGGCCUACGACCGGACCAUCAAGCUGUGGGCGCCGGAGGCGCCGCCGGCCGCGCCGGCGUGAGGCGCGCCGGCGUGCGGGGCGGAGGAGGGAAGCCGUCAGGGAGCGGGGGACGCUUGCAGAGCUGGGGGCUUGCGGUGGUGUGGUGUGGGAUGAGGAGUGUGUGAAGGAGAAGGAGGAGGAGGAGGAGGAGGAGGAGGAGGAGGAGGAGGAGGAGGAGGAGGAGGAGGAGGAGGUGGAGGAGUUGUGCCGGGUGGCGGCGCGGCGCUGUAUUGGUCGCGGUGGGGCUGGAGCUGGAGAAGUGCAAGGCACGUGGUGCGGCGUGGCGAUCACGGUGGCUGUGGUCGGUGGUGGCUGCAUCAGAGAGGCGACGGCGUCAGUGUGAGCUUUGAAGUCGGAGUGCAAGACCGGAGGGCCGACCCAUUGGGUCCCCCGGACAGCCGGUGAGGGGGGAGGGCGGCGGGACGCAAGAACAGUUGUGCGGUAUGGUACGGGGGCUCUGACAGU